Fusarium musae is the source of this 1707-nucleotide messenger RNA. RefSeq lists its product as uncharacterized. The transcript has a single exon. The coding region runs from base 1 to 1707 and encodes 568 amino acids. The record is from RefSeq and is a predicted model, not a curated record. Gene Ontology annotation, molecular function: protein binding. NCBI's taxonomy places the organism in Eukaryota, Fungi, Ascomycota, Sordariomycetes, Hypocreales, Nectriaceae.
AUGGAGGAAGUCUGUAUGGGGCUGAUCACAACCGAACAGGCUCAGGAUAUCAUCAAGUUAUCACAUCAUUCACUUGGGAACCUCUUCGCUAAAAACAGAAACCUGAAGGAUACUCCGGAGAUACAAAAUCCAUAUUAUGUGGUUGUGUGUUGUAUCGCUUGCAUUAAGGCCCCUGAACUCAAGCUUGGGCCAUGUGGAACCGUUGAGGCUUACAAGCAACGGCUGUCAGACAUGCCCAUAGCUCUCUAUGUAGCUGAGAGCUGGGAAUUCCACAUUCAACAGAGAGGUGACUUCUAUAAGAGACUCGAACAGGUCUUUGAUGCUUUGAAAGAUACUCGACGCUUGGACUCCCUUGUGCAGCUUAUGCACGUCGGGGGAAAACCACAUAACGACCAAGACGUCAAACAGUUCCCCACAGACUUUACGACAACACACAUAACAGCGUAUUUCGGACUUGAGUUAGCACUGCAGCGUGAACUGAUUUCAUCGAGUCUUACCGAGAAUAUCGAUAACCAAGACUCGUGGGGGAGAACAGCUCUUCACGUCGCGGCCGGAAGGGGUCACCUGUCGUUUUGUGCCAUGCUAGUCCAAGCAGGCGCCAGGAUGGAUAUUAAGGAUAGAAACAAUAGGUCUCCGCUGCAUCACGCCGUAUUAAGUGGGCAAUAUGAUCUUUUUGAAAUGUUGCUACAUUUUGUACCACAUAACGUUGUUGAAGAAGAAGCUCAAGGGCUUUUGAAGACGGCGGUCCAAGGAGGCCAUCUGGAAAUAGUAUAUCGGCUUUUGGAAAUUGGAAAAGUGGAGGUCGCUGAAGAGACAGUCCGUUUGGCAGCAGCGCAAGGCGACUUUGACAUUGUUGAGGUUUUGAUCGGCCACAGCGAUUUCAAGGGUCUCGACGGGGCGAUGUUAGAAGCCGCACGGCAAGGUUCUGCCCGGGAGGUAUUGCGGCUCUUCGAAAUGGGAGCUGACGUCACAGCAACCGACGGUGACGAGAAAAUGACGGCCCUUCACCAUGCCGUGGUUCAAGAUCAGGCUCCGCUGAUUUCAAGGCUUCUGAGUAUUGGGGCAGACUCUGAAGCCAACGACGCAAAAGGUCGGACCGCACUCUUCAUUGGUGCAGAAAUGGGUCAUAGCCGUGUCGUUGAAGCACUGUUACAAGCGGGAGCCGUCAUGGACGUUAACGAUAUACGUGGGAGGACUCCCCUUGACGUGGCUGCAGCUGCAGGCCAUACAGACAUUGUUCGCAUGCUGUGCUUCUCUGGGUGUGCACUUCAGCCAAGCGUGGCUGCACUAGAUUCGAAGGGGAAAGACAAACAGCGCGAAGCAGAGGUGAAUGCACUACAAGCCGCUGCACUCGGUGGUUUUGACCAAAUUUUAUGCCUACUAGUGGAAAACGGUUCAGACCCGGACAUGCGAGGCCAGACAAAUCGCACUCCAUUGUCAUACGCCGCUGCUGCUGGACACAAACAAAUUGUUCGGCGCCUGCUAGACUUUGGCGCGGAUGCAAACGCACAGGACUCAAGUAGCCGCACGGCUCUAUCUUACGCCGCCGAGAAAGGGGACAGUCAGAUUGUGAAGGUCUUGUUGGAAAGAGGAGCUAUCGACCUCGCUCUGUCAGAUAACAAGGGGAAGACAGCGCUAGCAUAUGCUAAAGAGCGAGGCGACAAUGAUAUGUUACUAAUGCUAGAGUUAGCAGAAUCAGAUAGUUAA